CAUAGGGUGGCUAACAUUAACAUUAUUCCCAAUGUCAGCCAGCACAAGCGAGGAGUAGUUGGUCUCGACCACUCAUUGCAAACCUAGGUGUGUGGAGCGCGGACUAGAUUUUUCUAGAUUCCGGAAACAGUGGCGUGAGGAGCUGUUCUGCGUUAGGCUGGAAACUGGGUAGGUAAGGAAUCCAACACAAAAAUCCAGGCCAACAUCAAUUCAGUGACUUUACUUGUAGCAUUUCGAUUUUUCUUUUGUUGUUCGUUAAGUAGGCUACCGCUUUUUCAUUCAUUCAGAAACAUUUAUUUUUGGAUAUAAAUUAUGUCUCGAGUUCUUUUGGGAAUUAUACCAGACGAGGCAGUCUUCGCAGACUUUAGAAGCCAAGCCUUGUCAACGGACAACUGGUACAGCAAAUAUGACAAGAACGGAAUGGAGGUCUGGGUCGAGGUGGCCCCUGUAACAUCCCCUCAAGGAAACAAAAACGUCCCAAAAGUUCACAAGAUAAAGUGCAGAAUGACCAUAAAAGAUGUGUCGGCCGCCACGAUGUACGACGUCCUUCAUGAUGGACAGUAUCGCAAGAAGUGGGACCCAUCCAUGUUGGAGAGCUUUGACAUUGCCCGUCUCUCACCUAACGCCGAUAUGGGUUACUACUCAUGGCUGUGUCCGAAGCCACUGAAGAACAGAGAUGUGGUGACGCUGCGUUCGUGGCAGGUGACGGACGACGAGUAUGUGAUCAUUAACUACUCAGUCAAACACCCAAAAUAUCCUCCUAAAAAGGACCUUGUGAGAGCCAUCUCCCUCCUGACUGGCUACCUGGUGAAGGCCACAGGACCCAAUAGCUGCUCCUUUACCUACCUCUCACAGGCUGACCCCAAAGGUUCUCUUCCAAAGUGGGUGGUGAACAAAGCAUCUCAGGUUCUGGCUCCCAGGGUGCUGAAGUGUGUGCACAAGGCUGGCCAGAGCUACCCCGAGUGGAAGAAGCAGAACUCUCCGGAUCAGAAGCCCUGGUUGUACCCAGAGCAGAGCACCCUGCCCAUGAUGGACCCAUCUGAGCUGGCCAUCCAGCGGGCGGACUCUCUGGAGAACGUUGACGAGAGCACCCAGCUGGACAUUCAGGAGAGCGACAAGGCAGAGGAUAGCAGCUGAGCACAUCUGUCAGAGGGGAUGAAACCGAGCCAAGAGAGGACGGAUGGACAUGCUCACGCAGACCUCAAGACUCAAGUCUUCGGCACUUGAUCUCAAUCUUUAAAGUCUCCGAUCUACCCCCAAUUUAUGUUGUAUUUAUCCAGUUUUUGUCUUUAUGGAUGAUCGAGAUAAUUAACUGUUUACAUCUGUUUGGUCUUAUGAAGCGGAACAUCAUACCAACGAGUGGCAAUUCUGGUUCAUCCACUCCACUUGAACUGAACUGAUAAUGAUUUGCCAACUAACUGUGCCAACUCCAGACAGUGCACUGGCAGAAGAAGUGUUUGAUAGUAGGACCUGGUUGUUGAUUGUUACAUGCAGCUACUUUUAGAAACACCAGCAGCAUCAGCUCUUUUUAUAUUAUCAGCCAAGCUUUAUAGUCUGAUACAAUUUCAUAUUAAGUUUGGAAUAAUUCAGAACAAAGUUGAAGAAUAGCCAGGAUUGGCUGUUUGAUAUCCUGAGUAUAAAUGAAAGUCAAGAGGGUUUUUUGUAUGUUCUGUUUAAAAAAAAAAAAACAUUUUAUGGGAAACGUAUUUAUUGAGCUACAUUGUAUAGACUUGACUAUUCUCCUGAUUAACAUGCACAUGGUAGCCAAGAGUAUGGUUCACCCUCCACAUGGAUAGACAGAGUGCCUUGUCAUUCUGUGGGUUCUCAUAUCGAUAUUUAUUGAAAUGUUGUGCAAUCUGGGAGGGCGUCAAUGGAGUUAAUACCAUUGCUAGUUAUGUAUGCCUUGGUGGUUAUGUAUGCCUUGGUGGUUAUGUAUGCCUUGGUGGUUAUGUAUACCUUGGUCUUACUGUAGGCACUGAAUAAAGGAUCCAAUGGUGACUUCAUUCAAUGGAAAUCUUUUGAGUAAUAUCACACUUAGUAUUUUAUCAAAUGAGUUAUUAAUUUAAGUGAAUUGUACGAUAGAUUUUUGUGUUAUUACCUGAAGAUUGGAAUUGCCGUCAGAGAUCUUACCCCUUUAAAGUGUAUUUAUUUUCAUAAAACUACUUUCAAAUAAUGUCAUGACAGAUCAAGCUAGGAUCUUGAAGUUAGCCUUGCAAACUGAGCUGUUGAACCCGACUUUGAAGACAUGAUUGUAUUUUAAAAAUAUAUAUAUAAAUCUCAAGAUAUGG
Messenger RNA from Coregonus clupeaformis (lake whitefish), 2288 nucleotides. RefSeq names its product START domain containing 14 (gene stard14). The coding region runs from base 313 to 1137 and encodes 274 amino acids. Gene Ontology annotation, molecular function: lipid binding. The transcript has 6 exons. The record is from RefSeq and is a predicted model, not a curated record. NCBI's taxonomy places the organism in Eukaryota, Metazoa, Chordata, Actinopteri, Salmoniformes, Salmonidae.